UGAAACACUUAAGACCCAGCACUAAUUAAACAAAAAUAUACGUACAAUAAUUACACAUUGGAAAGAAGCAUUGGAUACAAUGUCAGAAAGAAAACGAACAUUGAUGAGGGAAAAUAUAAUGAGGUUCCUUUUGGAGGAAAGAGCACUUGCACCUGAAAAACCGCCAACUCCCAUUUCUUCCCCAAGAAAAGGGAAGGAGAUGCCGAAACAAACCACACCUAGUAGGCAUAGGGUAGACUGCAACCUGUCCAAAAAAUACGCGAAGCCGACUGCCCAGAGCCUGUCGUCAUGUCUGACCACCACUGCGCCCAUCAUAAGAAUGGUCGGGGGGGCCAACAAUCCGGCGGAACGAAGUGUCGGAAAACUGGCACAAACCGACAGUCAAUGUCAACUAAAAGCACCAGGAAUCCGAUUUUUAAUGAAAAGGAACACUAUUUUAACCACGCAGGAGGUGAAGAUGGCAGCACCAGUUAUAGAAGAAGUAAGGCCAACAUCAAAAUGCAAUACAUCAAAAAUACUGGACAACCGACCAUUCAAGGAUCAAAGGACCCAGACACUCUAUAGGGAAUCCUCGGCACAGACCUUGGCAUACCUGCCAGAUGUUCUAGACAAGAAGCAAACCUUAGAACUGUUUUCUUUACCUUCAGUGCUCCCUGGGGAGGGGCCCCCGGGUCUAAGGGAGGUCGAGAUCCUGGAUCGUGCCAGGCAGCGCUGGAAGUUCAAAGAAGUCCUCAAGACCAAUUUGAAUAUCCUUCGGAAAGAUGCCAAGGAAAAUGCCAUUAAGUCCCAGUACAAGCCCCUUCUAGAAGCUUUCGAGUGGGAGCAGUGGAUCCAGCGCGAGGAGUACAUCCAGGAGUGCCAGAUGAUGCGCCUGGAGAUUGUGAUCAAGAUGUUCGACAAACGGGAGAAGCAAAUGCACUCCGCCUCCAAGUCGCGGAUUGAGAAAGCCUGCGAGGAGAUCGAGAAGCGCCGCCAGGCCGCCUUACAGAAAAACGAAAUCCAGUACAACAGGGGAAUGCGCCGCUUGGAGAUGACCCUUUCCAAAAUCCCCCGAAAGUGGGAGAAGCAAUCCCCCUUGGAGUCCCUUGGAUCCAUGUGCUCUGAGUUCUAUGCACCGCUCUUGCGACACGGAGUCGAUCCAGCCCGUCGAAGCUUCGUGUCGAAAACUAAACGGAAGGCUUUCGACAGGAGAAUCGACGAACUAGAUGCCCAGGUCAAAAUGAGCAAUCUGAUAUGUCCGUUCAGAAAACUCAAGGACUGGUCCAAGCCAAAGGAACCCAUCAGGGAGUACGAGCAAAACUUCUGCAAUGAGGAAAAUCUGCAGAAUCUCUUUGAGGACCUCAGGACACUUAGAACUCAAACAAACGAAAACAAAGAAGAACCAAAGUGCCUCAUAAAACGGCGGAAACCAUUUGUGCGCCAGGACGGCUCUGUCUUUGACUUCUCCUACUUUGGCGGACUCUACGACAAACCCGGACCCGGAAUGGAAUCGGUGAGAUCGGAUAGAAAUAGAAAGACCGUAUUCGAGUGGAGUUCUAAGGGAUACACGGUGAUGCCUGAGGGCAAAGUUGAAUCAAUGAAAAGGGACAGAUAUAAAAAUGAUUUGGAGGACAUACUGAACUCUUUCGAAGGCACCUACAUAGGCUGGGUGAUGCAGUUCCUGUCGGACGAAAUGUCCCGCCUCCUAGAACAGAGGAAGCUCCACUUUUUCUGUAUGAUGGCUCAGAAGGAGCGCUGGCGGCGUGAGGCAGCGGAAGGCGGACUGAGGCAGAAGGAGAACGACCUUAGGUUCCUGUACGAAGAACUGUUCCAAGAGAUCAACUCGGCCAAUAACGAAGUCGCUACAGAGUACAUCGAUACUAUUCUGGACACAGAUGUCAUUUACGAGACCGAAAACCAGUCUAUCAUUUCGGUGACUCAUAUGGCGAAACAAAUCGACGCCGACAUCGAGCGAUGGCUCGAGAGCUUCAAGUUAAUCCAGAAUCCGCUCACCUUCGUUCCUCUGCGAAUGAUGCUCAAGGACAUGGUAAGUCCCGAUUUGGAUGCAGCGCAACGCCGCCACGAAAGCUCCCUGAUCGUCCAGCACAUUUUGGAGGAUGUGAUCUUUCCGGGUGUUUGGGAGGAACUAGAUCCCUUCGAUAUUGGCACAACGCUGACGAGCGACUUGGUUGACCGCCUGAUCGACAACGAUCUGUACCUCUUCUCCUCGGACAGCGAGGACGGUAUUCCCCAUAAGCCAUCCUGGUACGAGGCCAGGGCCAUCAUCAGGAAGCUCAUACGACAGGCCGUUCCGGGACGCCGUUGGAAGGAGGAAAAUGAACGAUUUGCCUUCACCAUCUUCGACAGUUUCCUCGAUGACUUGUUCGCCGAAAUAGAAUACCGCUAUGAGAACCCCGCACCUGUGAGACCAAAUGACAUAACCCUACUGCGCGAAGCUCAAUCUCAUAACAAAAUUGAAUAUGGUGAUGAUAUUCGAAAGAAGGAUGCCAUUGAUCUAUCUGAAUUUAUAAAUAUGCCCUCCUUAUCGGAUACAGAAUUGAAGAAAGCACAGCUCUUAACACUGAUCAAGAAAAUGAAAUUGGAUAAAAUUACCAUGGCUUUAGGCAACUUGGACGCUUACGAGGAAUCGGACCCCGACUUGGAAGUGGACAUUUUUAUAAAAUCAGAAAAGAUCAGCCCCAUUAGGAAUUUACAACCAUGUUUGAGCGAGGUUUGCAGCAUAACAAGCACUAUGGAUCUCCCCGACGAAGAACACUUGGAAACUUUUAAGGGCCAUAGUAGAAGGAAUACCAGGGAAAUCGAUGUAGAUUCUACUGUGUUUGAAGUUGAAGGAAUCAUUGAAGAUUUCGCUGUCGACGACGUUGUAGAGGAGAAAAAAAUCGAUGUGUCCGAGCCGCUGCCUGAACCUACGGAGGAGUCGUCGGUAUAUCUUAGUAACACGUUUGUUCAAAAUUUCAUUGAUCACGACGCUCGGGAAACGAUUGAGAAGCGUCAAAUCAAGAAUCGGAAAAAAAAACCUACAACCAACCAGAUCCAGCCAACCCGAUCGGUCAUAAAGUUACCUGAAACUGGCACUGAAAGCGUGGAAGUGGAAAUAAAAACAGGAACUGAAAAUGUUGAUGUGGAAAUAAAAACAGGAACCGAAAAUGUAGAUGUGGAAAUAAAAACAGCAACUGAAAGUGUGGAUGUGGAAAUAAAAACGGGCACUGAAACAAGGGGGCCCUCGACUAAGUGGGAAGGACCUAGGAAGACAUUCUCGGUGAUAGAUCCUGUAGACGCCGACGGCCGCCAUUCGGUAGUCUCGCAUGUAUCUGGGGAAAGGCGCAGUCGCAGUCUGAGCAAGAGCAUGCACCAAAUGUCUUUCAUAGAUCUGGACAACGAAGAGCCUCAGUCUGGUCAAACGAAUUCCAUAUUCCAAAGCCUGAAUGCCCCGGUGACCGAGCAGAUCAGUGACGACGAGUUGGAGAUUCUACAACACGAAAGAAAGACACUGAUCGCAAAAAGUGGCUCAAAUCUGAACUCGGAACCAAAAAAUGUAAGCGAAUAG
Molecule: messenger RNA, 3547 nt
Organism: Drosophila bipectinata
Lineage: Eukaryota; Metazoa; Arthropoda; Insecta; Diptera; Drosophilidae
Source: RefSeq, a predicted model, not a curated record